AUGGCACCAACAUUGCCAGAGUGGGCUUCCAUUGUCAAGAACAAAGUUCUACGAAUAUUUCAGAACCCAAAUCAACAACAAUACGAUGAGUUCGAAUUCGCAAACAAAUCACAUUUAGAAAAGUCUUCCAUUCCCUACACUGAAGAUUAUUCGGGUAGUGGUGAAUUCGGUCUACAAAGUCCUACCGAGUCAUUGUCUUCGCCCGUUCGUCCACCACUCAGACACAUCGAUAAAUACAUUAAGCCGGAAAUACCGAAUCUCAGCAAACGAUAUACAAUAGCUAUACUAACAUGCGUCGGUUUCAUGAUUUCAUUUGGGAUGCGGUGCAAUAUGUCAAUGGCCAAACUGAAAUUUAACAUAGGAUCAGAUGACGAUGAUGUCGCUAGUCAAAAUAUCACCACAACUACAAUACACACGCCUUUGGCCAACACACCGAUUCACGAACGGCCGAUCAACUGGUCCCUUGGAUCGUUUGUCGCCAUCGAAAUGUCAUUCUUUUGUGGAUAUCUGAUCACCCAAGUACCCGGUGGUUUUCUGGCGUCCAUGUAUCCGGCAAACAAAGUAUUCGGGGUCGCUAUUGCCAUGUCGUCCUGUCUGAAUCUGUUGGUGCCUUCGGCGACGGAGAUCGAGAAAUCCCUUUACGUUAUAAUCAUCAGAAUGUGUCAAGGACUGGUUGAGGGUGUCACGUAUCCAGCUUGUCACGGAAUCUGGAGACAUUGGGCGCCGCCGUUGGAAAGAUCGCGUCUGGCCACCAUAGCCCUGUGCGGUUCGUACGCGGGCGUAGUGGUCGGCAUGCCGCUGUCCGGUACUCUGAUCGACUGGUUCAGCUGGGAGGCACCGUUUUACGUAUACGGAGUUUUGGGAUUGAUAUGGUAUGUGUUCUGGCUGUGGCUGUGCUUCGAGAAGCCGAGUCUCCAUCCCACCAUAUCGGCCAGAGAGUUAAACUACAUCGAAUCGUCGUUGGGUGCCGCCAAACAGUCAGCAGCACCGACAAUCCUCAACACGCCUUGGAAAGAAUUUUUCACCUCCAUGCCCGUGUACGCUAUUAUAGUCGCUAACUUUUGUCGGUCUUGGAACUUUUACCUCCUGGUGCUGUUCCAGGCGUCGUAUCUGCACUCGUUCAACUUCGAAGUGUCUGCAACUGGUUACAUCGGAGCUCUACCUCAUCUGCUGAUGACCAUAGUGGUGCCACUCGGAGGUCUACUGGCCGAUCACAUACGGAAAAACGGUAUCCUAUCCACGACUGCUGUCAGGAAGAUUUUUAACUGCGGUGGUUUCGGCAUGGAAGCCACAUUUUUCCUCGUUUUGGCCAACGCACGCACACCACUCAUGGCCACAAUUGCCUUGACAUGCGGUGUGGCGUUCAGCGGGUUCGCCAUUUCUGGAUUCAACGUAAACCAUUUGGACAUUGCGCCGAGAUACGCCAGUAUACUGAUGGGUAUAUCUAACGGAAUCGGAACGAUAGCCGGACUCCUGUGUCCGAUCGCGAUCAACAUCAUAAUCAGACAUAAGACAAGGCAGAGCUGGAGUGAGGUCUUCAUACUAGCAGCUGUCAUUCACUACAUUGGAGUGAUAUUUUAUGGUAUAUUCGCCUCGGGAGAACUACAACCAUGGGCCGAACCCAAGGUUGAAGAAGAUCAACAAAUGGAUGAGGUGAAUGUCGAUAAGAAGAAUAAGCUAUCGUCGUACGGUUCGGUCGAACAGUCGUCGGGCAAAGGAUUCGUGAACGCUGGCCUGAACAUCAAGAGCAACGGCGGUGAUACCGAACCUGCGCCGCCAACCGACAACCCGACAAAUCCGUUUCUGGCCAAGCCCGCCGCUGCCACCGCCGCCACUAAUCCAUUCGUUACAUCCGAAUAAUAACUUUAAUACCUAUUUAUUUUGUUAUAACAAUAUUAAUCGGUGUAUCUAACGGAUAAUUCGAGUUCGGAUCGCACUGUCAUAACGUCGAUUAUUAUUAUUUCACGAAUAUUACAUUAUACAGGCCGGUAUUUCGCGAGCAAUAAUAACCGUUAAUUGCGUAGUCUCAAUUGUGUUUUUCUCUCGUGUAGUUGUUUUGUAGAUAUUAAAUUAAUAAAUUUUAGGUAGACAAUAAUAUUACAAUCGAUUUUGUCUCAAUCAUUCUUAGGUAAUAAUUAUUAGUAAUUAUCAUUAUAAUAAUUAUUAUUAUUAUUAUAUUAUAGUAUUAUCGUACUCACUCAUCUUCGCAUCUAAAUUGUAUUGAAUUAUAAUACGACCUAGAACACGAAUUUCGCGUUUAUUGAUAAAAUGUAGCGUAAAUCGUAAUAAAUAUGCAUUUAUCGAUGUUCCCUUAUUUAUUAUCUUAAUAAUAUAAAAUACUGUCAAUUUCUUUUUAUACAAUAUCGAAUAAUAGAUAUUGUCUUGUAACGGAUGUUAAAAUAAAUAUAAAAUUAUAUAAUAAUGUUUCAUAAAGCUUUGUCGGCUCGAAAGCCCUCAGCCAUAAAAUUAUAACAAUAAUAUUUAAUAUUUUGAUAUAUUUCAUAAUUUUAUGUAGGUAGAAACUCAAAAUUGUAUUCGAAAUUAUGGAACUUACGUAUAACCCGGUACCCGGUUUCCCGCUAUUUUCGAAAAAUGUUUAACUAAAAAAUAUCAAUAUCAAGAUUACGUAAAUAAAAUAUAAUAUUAAUUAUGAACUAAAAA
Messenger RNA from Melanaphis sacchari, 2661 nucleotides. RefSeq names its product vesicular glutamate transporter 1-like. Bases 1 to 1860 code for a protein of 619 amino acids. Gene Ontology annotation, molecular function: L-glutamate transmembrane transporter activity; neurotransmitter transmembrane transporter activity. The transcript has 13 exons. The record is from RefSeq and is a predicted model, not a curated record. Gene Ontology annotation, biological process: neurotransmitter loading into synaptic vesicle; regulation of synapse structure or activity; synaptic transmission, glutamatergic. Gene Ontology annotation, cellular component: synaptic vesicle membrane; excitatory synapse. Lineage: Eukaryota; Metazoa; Arthropoda; Insecta; Hemiptera; Aphididae.